Messenger RNA from Brachypodium distachyon (stiff brome), 2229 nucleotides. RefSeq names its product probable clathrin assembly protein At4g32285. Gene Ontology annotation, molecular function: phosphatidylinositol-4,5-bisphosphate binding; 1-phosphatidylinositol binding; clathrin heavy chain binding. The record is from RefSeq and is a predicted model, not a curated record. Bases 109 to 1854 code for a protein of 581 amino acids. Gene Ontology annotation, biological process: clathrin-dependent endocytosis; clathrin coat assembly; vesicle budding from membrane. The transcript has a single exon. Lineage: Eukaryota; Viridiplantae; Streptophyta; Magnoliopsida; Poales; Poaceae. Gene Ontology annotation, cellular component: clathrin-coated pit; clathrin-coated vesicle.
GUAGAACCCUUUCGUCUUCCUUCUCCUGCCCGCCGCGAAAUCCCCACCAAAGCAAAGGCUUCGGUUUCUAUCGCGGAGUUGAGAUCGAACCUAGUCUGCCGAGCAUCCAUGUCGAUCCGGAAGGCGCUGGGCGCGGUGAAGGACCAGGCGAGAAUCGGCAUCGCGAAGGUGGCCGUCUCCGGCGCGGAGCUGGACGUGGCCGCCGACGACCGGCACGCCCGCGAGGUGCUCCGCCUGACGUCCUCGCCGUCUUCCCGGGCGCGCGUCUCCGCCUGCGUCGCCGCCGUGUCCCGCCGCCUGGCGAGGACCCGCGACUACGUCGUCGCCGCCAAGUGCCUCGCCCUGCUCCACCGCCUCCUCGCCGACGGCGACCCGCACUUCCGCCACGAGCUCUCCGGCCAUGGCGUGCUCGGCGCCAUGGCCGCGGAGUUCCGGGACGAGGCGCACCCGGCGUCGUGGGACCACACGGCCUUCGUGCGCGCCUUGGCCCUCUACCUCGACGACCGCGCCCGCUUCCUCCUCUCCCUCCUCCCGCCGCCCCGCACCGUCCGCUUCGCCUCCCUCGACGGCCCCUCUUCUUCCCCGGCGCCGGCGGCGGACAUGGCGGCGAGGCCGGCGCACGAGAUGGACGCGGCCGCGCUCCUGGCGCGCGCGGGGCAGCUGCGGCAUCUGAUCGAGCGGUGCCUGGCGUGCCGGCCCGCGGGGGCCGCGAGGCGCAGCCGCGUCGUGCUGGCCGCGCUCUGGCCCGUGGUCAAGGACAGCGCGGCGCUCUACGCCGACAUGGCCGCCGUGCUGGCCGCGCUGCUCGACAGGUUCUUCGACAUGGAGGACUACGAGGACUGCGCCGAGGCCUUCGAGGCCCACGUCAGCGCCGCCAGGCUCGCCGACGGCCUGUUGGCUCUCUACGCCUGGUGCGACCACGCCGGCGUCGCAAGAUCGUCCGACCUGGAAUUCCCUGAGGUCAAGCGCGUCGAUGACAAGUUCCUCGAGACUCUGGAGCAGUUGUUGCGUGAGCGCGGCCAGGCAGAGGCAGCCCAGACGCCCUCGCCGCCGCCCGCAAACGCGCAUGUCAUGGACGGCAUCGAGCGCGACGUGAACGGCAUCAGGGCGCUCCCGGCGCCAGAGCAUUACAAACUUGCGCCUACGAAAGCUGCGGCUGCGGCGGUGGCACCCAUGGGGGAUGAACAGAUUCAGGAACAGGGUGAGCUUGUCGAUCUCAGGGAGUCAGCGGAGGAGCAGGGGAACAAGAUGGCAUUGGCGCUCUUCUCGGGGGAUCCACCGGCGCCGGAGACGAAGAACGGUGGCUGGGUGGCCUUCCCGUCGGAGGACGACGACGACGCGGCGGCGAUCACCGCCUCGGCGUGGCAGACGCCGGCGGCGGAGCCCGGGUGGGAGCUGGCGCUGGUGGAGACGGCCAGCACCCUGUCAACCCGCGGCACGGCGGCGCCGGGCGGCGGGAUGGACGCGCUGCUGCUGCAGGGGAUGUACGACCAUGGCGCUGCCGUGCGGCAACAACAGCAGCACGCGGCGUCCGGGAGCGCGAGCAGCGUUGUGCUUCCGGGAGCGGGCUUCCUGGCGCUGCCGGGCCCCGGCGUCCAUGGCGGCGGCGGCGACCCGUUCGCGGCGUCGCUGGCGGUGCCGCCGCCGGCGUACGUGCAGAUGGCGGAGAUGGAGCGGAAGCGGGAGCUGCUGGCGCAGGAGCAGAGGAUGUGGGCGCAGUACAGGCAGGGCGGGAUGCAGGGCCGGACGGGGCUCAACGGGGUCGCCGUCGGUGGUGGCGGGAGCGCCUUUGUGGCGAACUCCUCCAUGCCCAUGCCCAUGGCAGGGUACCACGGCGGCUACUACCACUACUAAUAGAAGUAGUUCAAGAAGAAGCAGGGGAAGCAGAAGCUAGCACCAUUUCCUCCUGUCUGUGAAUAAUGAUACUCUGCUCAUGAGAUCAUCAAGUGUUCAAAAUUAUCGUUAUUAUGAUUCGAGUUGACCUGGUAUUCUGAUCUUUCUCGCUGCAGUAAUCGAGAUCAAUCGGGUUUAGGAAUAGUAAAAGAGAUCGAUCGGGAAAGAUUGAGACUGAAAAUAUACAAUGCACAGAAUUGUGCUGAUAUCAAAUCUGUUAUCACCCCUUUCUGGUUUGUCCUGUGGGUGCUUGAUAGAUCGUCCUUGAUAUUUGGCAUUUGCUGGUGCAAGUUUCACAACACAUAUAUUUAAUCGUUCUUUUUUCUGGGGUCAGUA